Messenger RNA from Gopherus flavomarginatus (Mexican gopher tortoise), 1218 nucleotides. Its product is annotated as somatomedin-B and thrombospondin type-1 domain-containing protein-like. The transcript has 5 exons. NCBI's taxonomy places the organism in Eukaryota, Metazoa, Chordata, Testudines, Testudinidae. The record is from RefSeq and is a predicted model, not a curated record. Bases 16 to 804 code for a protein of 262 amino acids.
CCGCGGGCGGUGGGCAUGGGAAGGGCGGGCGCUGGCGCUGGUCCAGGCUGCUGGCUGCUCUGCUGGGGCUGGCUCCUGGCGGCCGGGCACCUGCGGGGGGCAGAAGCGGGCUGCGGCCGGCGGGGGAGCCCCCGCUGCUGCCCCGGGCGCAAUAACGCGUGCGCCGACCUCAGCGGGCCCGGGGCCCCCUGCUACUGCGACACUCACUGCGAGAAGACGGGCGACUGCUGCGAGGAUUACCCCGGCGUAUGCCAGCGAGCGGCAGCCGUCCACUGCGUGGUGGGGCCCUGGGGUCCUUGGAGCGAGUGCAGCUCCCUGUGUGGGGUCGGUAGCCAAGACCGGACUCGGCAAGUCACUGUCCCACCCCGAAACGGAGGGACCCCCUGUCCAGACCUCAAGCAGCGGAGAGGGUGCUUUGGGGAGAACCCAGCCUGUGAUACGGCUCAAGAGGUGGCUAAGAUUUUGCCAGAUUCUUUUAAAAGGGACUUUAAGGACCCCUGGAGAAGACCUCACAUGCUGGUGAAGGAGAAGCAGCCAAGUUACUGCAUCUAUUUCCGCCUGAAACAGGUGGGAGCCGCCUGCCGCCUGCACUCGUGGAGCAGCCAGCUGAUGAGAGAGAGGCAAGUCUGUGUGGAGUGCCGGCCGGAUGCUGUGGGCAGCAGGGCCCGAUGCAAGGGGGAUGGGCUGGAGGGAGCCAGGACAUUCUGGACUGCUACCUCCAUUGCUGGGUGCCAGGGUUCGUGGAUCCAGGAGUCUCUGCAUGAGAACUGUGUGUGUCCUCCGCUGUCGCUCAUCUUUGUGUAACCUUCUGUCAACCUGGGUCAUGAACUUUCAAGGAGAAGGGGAGAGUGACCGAUUGAAGCUGAUGACCCAGCCUUUUCUGGUUAUCACUAGAAAACAGGCAGAAGAAGUGAAGGACAGACCUCCUCUGAAUGAAGUUCUUGCUACACUUUUUACCUCGUAUCACUUUCAUUAGAAACUCUCACUUCCUAUGAAAUUUAUAUUUUUGGCCACAUACCUAUGUAUUGCUUGAAAACACAAGCCUGUCUUUGUUCUUUUGGACUUUCUAUUGCUGAAACCUUGCUACCUACCUCCAGCACUGCAGCUAGAAUGGAAGACCACUCUUCUUGUGUGUGUCCCAUUAUUUUGCAGAUUUUAACAACAAAAGAAAAGAAGAAAAUUGCAAUAAACCUAUUUAAAAAAACAUUUUUUUAAAAA